CGUGUUGGCAGGCGAGGGCCUUGGCAGCUUUAGCAAGCUGCACUGUUCCUCCUCGUUGAGGAGUUAACACACCCAGAAAUAGAAACUCGGAAACGGCAAUGGCCGCUACAGGAGUGCUCCCGUUCAUUCGGGGUGUCGAUCUCAGCGGAAACGACUUUAAGGGUGGUUACUUUCCAGAACAUGUUAAAUCUAUGACUAGUCUGCGAUGGCUGAAACUAAACAGGACUGGUCUCUGCUAUUUACCAGAGGAACUGGCUUCUCUCCAUAAAUUGGAACAUUUGUCUGUAAGCCACAACAGUUUAACUACCUUGCAUGGAGAGCUGUCCAGCCUGCCUUGUCUUAGGGCAAUUGUGGCUAGAGCAAACAGCCUGAAGAAUUCUGGUGUCCCAGAUGAUAUUUUUCAACUAGAUGAUCUGUCCGUGCUGGAUCUGAGCUAUAAUCAACUUACGGAGAUCCCUCGUGACCUUGAAAAUUCCAAAACCAUGUUGGUAUUAAACCUGAGCCAUAAUGCAAUUGAUAACAUUCCAAACCAACUGUUCAUCAACCUGACUGACCUGCUUUAUCUAGAUUUGAGCGACAACAAAUUGGAAAGUCUUCCUCCACAGAUGAGACGCUUAGUUCAUCUACAGACUCUUAUACUGAAUAACAAUCCUCUAAUGCAUGCCCAGCUCAGACAGCUACCUGCUAUGGUAGCUCUUCAUACUCUACACUUAAGAAACACUCAGAGAACCCAGAGUAAUCUUCCAACAAGUCUAGAAAGCCUUACUAAUCUCGCAGAUGUUGAUAUAUCUUGCAAUGACUUGAGUAGAGUUCCUGAAUGCGUAUACACUUUAUCAAAUGUGAAACGUCUGAAUCUUUGUAGCAAUCAGAUUACUGAACUUUCCUUGUGUAUUGAUCAGUGGACACAGCUAGAAACCCUAAAUUUAUCAAGGAAUCAGCUAACAUCACUUCCAUCGGCUAUCUGCAAACUUACGAAAUUGAAAAGGUUAUAUGUAAACUCCAAUAAACUGGACUUUGAUGGUAUUCCAUCUGGUAUUGGAAAGUUGUCGAAUCUAGUGGAAUUCAUGGCUGCAAACAAUAAUUUGGAGCUGAUUCCAGAAGGUCUGUGCAGAUGUAGCAAAUUGAAAAAACUAGUUCUGAAUAAGAAUCGUCUUGUCACCCUUCCAGAAGCUAUUCACUUUUUGUCUGAUCUUGAGGUAUUGGAUGUUCGAGAAAACCCUAAUUUAGUGAUGCCUCCUAAGCCAGUAGACAGAACAACAGAGUGGUACAAUAUAGACUUCUCUCUUCAGAACCAGCUUAGACUUGCUGGGGCAUCUCCUGCCACUGUUGCAGCUGCUGGUGGAGGAACUGGAGGCAGAGAUCCUCUGGCGAGAAAGAUGCGCCUGCGUCGCAGGAAGGAUUCCACACAAGAUGACCAGGCCAAACAGGUCUUGAAGGGAAUGUCAGAUGUAGCCCAAGAAAAGAACAAAACAAUAGAGGAAAAUGGAGACAUGAAAUACACAGAUCUGAAAACGAAGCGCUGGGAUAAGAAUUUGGAGAAACCUCACCUGGAUUACUCUGAGUUUUUCUUGGAAGAUGUGGGUCAAGUGCCUGGAGUUACAAUCUGGCAGAUCGAAAACUUUGUUCCUAUGAUAGUUGAUGACACUUUUCAUGGAAAGUUCUAUGAAGCAGAUUGCUACAUUGUUUUAAAGACAUAUUUAGAUGAUGGUGGUGCCCUGACCUGGCAGAUAUUUUACUGGAUUGGACAGGAAGCAUCACUUGAUAAGAAAGCAUGUGCUGCUAUCCAUGCUGUGAAUCUGCGAAAUAAUCUUGGAGCGGAGUGUAGAACUAUAAGGGAAGAGAUGGGAGAUGAAAGUGAAGAAUUUAGUGCGGUAUUUGACAAUGAGAUUUCUUACAUUGAAGGGGGAACAGCAAGUGGUUUCUACACUGUGGAAGACACACAGUACAUCUCUCGACUCUACCGAGUUUAUGGUAAAAAAAAUAUAAAACUGGAAUCUGUUCCACUGAAAAGUGCCUCUCUUGAUCCCCGAUUUGUAUUUACUUUGGACAAUGGUUUGGAAAUUUUUAUUUGGAGAGGAGCUCAAGCAACCUUAAGUGGAACUACUAAAGCAAGAUUGUUUGCAGAAAAGAUCAAUAAGAAUGAAAGAAAAGGAAAAGCUGAGAUCAUACUACUUGUACACGGCCAAGAAACACCAGAGUUUUGGGAGAUUUUAGGUGGUCAGCCUGAGGAAAUCAAGAUAAAUGUGCCCGAUGAUUUUGCACCAGUUCAGCCAAAACUCUAUAAGGUCGGUCUUGGUCUUGGGUACCUGGAGCUCCCCCAAAUUAACUACAAACUUUCGGUGGAGCAUGCAAAGAAGCAAAAGCUUGACAUAAAGCCAGAACUGAGAUUGGUCCAGAGUUUGUUGGACACAAAGGCUGUGUACAUUCUAGACUGUUGGUCAGAUGUCUUCAUUUGGAUUGGCCGCAAAUCUCCUAGGCUUGUGAGAGCAGCUGCACUAAAACUGGGGCAAGAAAUGUGCAGCAUGCUACACCGGCCAAAGCAUGCCAUGGUCAUUCGAAACCUUGAGGGAACAGAGUGUCAGGUUUUCAAAUCAAAGUUUAAAAACUGGGAUGACGUGUUAAAGGUUGAUUAUACCAGAAAUGCAGAGACUGUACUGAAGAAAGAGGGUCUCUCUGGAAAGGUGAAGAAAGAUGCUGAGAAGAAAGACCAAAUGAAAGCUGACUUGACUGCUUUGUUUUUACCACGGCAACCAGCCAUGCCACUAAGUGAGGCUGAGCAGUUAAUGGAAGAAUGGAAUGAGGAUCUUGAUGGAAUGGAGGGCUUUGUGUUGGAAGGAAAAAAAUUUGCACGUCUUCCAGAGGAAGAAUUUGGUCACUUCCAUACGCAGGACUGCUAUGUGUUCCUGUGCAGGUACUGGGUUCCUGUUGAGUAUGAAGAAGAGAAAGAAGGCAAGAACAAAGAGAACAAAAAUGGUGAAGAUGGUGAUGAUGAAGAUGAUAAGCAGCCAGAAGAGGAUUUUCAGUGUGUGGUUUAUUUCUGGCAGGGCAGAGAAGCUUCCAACAUGGGUUGGCUGACUUUUACUUUUAGUCUGCAGAAGAAAUUUGAGAGCCUUUUCCCUGGAAAGUUGGAGGUUGUUCGAAUGACUCAGCAGCAAGAAAAUCUGAAAUUCCUGUCUCAUUUUAAGAGAAAAUUCAUUAUUCAUAAAGGAAAAAGAAAACUGAAGGAUGACCACGUGCAGCCCAGUCUUUAUCACUUAAGAACAAAUGGCAGUGCCCUGUGCACAAGGUGUAUCCAGAUUAACACCGACUCAAGCUUGCUGAACUCAGAAUUCUGCUUUAUCUUGAAGGUGCCUUUUGAAAGUACAGACAACCAGGGAAUAGUGUACACAUGGGUGGGACGUGCAGCAGACCCUGAUGAAGCUAAACUUGCAGAAGAAAUUAUGAACACCAUGUUUGAUGAAACCUACAGCAAGCAGGUAAUCAACGAAGGAGAGGAACCUGAAAAUUUCUUUUGGGUUGGUAUAGGAUCACAGAAGGAAUAUGAUGAAGAUGCAGAAUACAUGAAGCACGCUAGGCUUUUCAGAUGUUCCAAUGAGAAGGGCUACUUCUCAGUAUCGGAGAAAUGUUCAGACUUCUGUCAGGAUGACUUGGCAGAUGACGACAUCAUGCUUUUAGACAACGGCAAAGAGGUUUACAUGUGGGUUGGAACUCAGACCAGUCAAGUGGAGAUCAAACUGAGCUUAAAAGCUUGCCAGGUUUACAUCCAGCACAUGAGGUCAAAGGAUCAAGAGCAUCCUAGAAAACUGCGGCUUGUCCGAAAAGGAAAUGAACCGCACAAUUUCACCCGCUGCUUUCACGCCUGGAGUACCUUCCGGAAGCCACCUGCUUAAAAGGAGAGGUUUUGCAUCUCACAUUACAUGUUUGAUCUUUCAGGAUUGCAAUACAAGUAUUAAAAGCUGGUAACUUACUGCAGACUUGAACUACGCUUAAACUUAGCAUGCUGCCUGCAGACACUGUGGCUACGUCAUCGACGAGGGAGCGGGCCUGACCUUCAAAUAGUGUUAUGCCAAAAUCAAUGCAUUACAAUAGCUUCGGCUGACCUGGGUGGGUUUGGAAAAUAAAAAGUGGGGUUUUCUUACUCAUCUUUUCUAGAGAAUUGUAGAGACCAAAGAGGGAAAACAAUAUAAAUGUAUUUAGAACAUUGGCUGCCUUCACCUCCAAGGUUUGUUUUGUAAUUUUACACAAGAAUUUCUUUUUUUCUGCAAUUGGAGACCUCCAAGAGCCCCUACCGCCUUGGACGAUUGGCACAUAAGCCGAAAUGAGUCUUUUGAUUAAUAACAAGUACUGUUUAAAAUCAGCAGAGGGCAUUGCAAGCAAAAUGACUUCAGUGUAUUACAAAGGCAGAGGGAGGAGAAGAACCUGGCUGGUCAGCUUAAAGGGGGCGAGGAGGCCCAACAGCUGGUAGCUGUGCGUUUUUAGCAACUCUCUAGUAGGUACGACGGCUUAACGACGACCCUCGACAUCGACGACGCGGCCAACUCACAGUCCAAGCCCAGGAGGAUAAUUCAGCUUGCAAACUUUUCAAAGAUGUGAGAAAUCAUUUGAUCUGAAAAGUUUAGACCGAGCACUGCUAUGGAAGGAAACAUCAGGCCAGAACAUGGCAGCAACAGUCAAACUCGCGACCACCAUUGAAACUGGGCUGCCUUUUUGGCUCCCACCAUUCUCUAUGCGGGCUCUUCUUGCUAUUUUUGCUCCUUUUUUAUAUAUAUAUAUACAUACACACUCACACAUGUGUCUGAUCAAUAACCUGGUUUGAAAAUUGUAGACAAGUUCUUGUAAUUAUUUAUUUUUAACAGAGCACCUCAAUAAAAAUUAUCACAAGUC
Molecule: messenger RNA, 4884 nt
Organism: Polypterus senegalus (gray bichir)
Lineage: Eukaryota; Metazoa; Chordata; Cladistia; Polypteriformes; Polypteridae
Gene: flii
Product: FLII actin remodeling protein
Exons: 30
Coding region: 99-3890 (1263 amino acids)
Biological process (GO): barbed-end actin filament capping; actin polymerization or depolymerization; actin filament severing
Cellular component (GO): nucleus; cytoplasm; actin cytoskeleton
Molecular function (GO): phosphatidylinositol-4,5-bisphosphate binding; actin filament binding
Source: RefSeq, a predicted model, not a curated record